GUAAAUGUGGCUUUAUGACAGGGGCCACAAAGGACUCUCUACCCCAGGUGGUUCAACAUACCUCAACCAAGGCAAAGAGGUUGCCACUGUCUUUGUGGAAUCUUGGAGCUGUAGCAUGCAAAGUGACAUCUGUUUUGAGGAGUCCUGGUCAGCUCUUCUGUAGGAUUCACAAAGAGACUGGAGUUGCGGGUUUCGGGUAGAAGAUCAGAGAGUUAAAGGUCAUCCUCAUCCCAUCACAUCAAAGGCUGAUGCUCUAAGUGGACAAAGGCAGGCGGUUACAUAACAGGAAAUGGCAGAAACUGAAGAUUUUCUGGUUCGGGAGCUACAUCCAGUGGAUGAUGAUAUAUUUAAAGAACCAAUGAGAAAAAGAAGACGAUCUGAUCGAGACCAGAGGUUUCGAGCAUUUCCCUCUGUGGAACAAAGCGCCCUCAAGGAAUAUGAAAAACUGGAGUCUCGGACCAGAAGAGUUUUGAGCAACACUUACCAGAAACUUAUUCAGUCCGUGUUCCUGGAUGAUAACAUCCCCAGCAGCGUCAAGUACCUCAUAAACAGGCUUCUUGCCUUGAUUGAAAAACCAUCAUUGGACCCCAUCUACAUUGGAUUAUUCGGAAGCACUGGGGCUGGGAAGAGCUCCCUGAUCAAUGCCAUCAUCCGGCAAGCCAUGUUCCUACCUGUGUCUGGAGAAAGUAUAUGUACGUCAUGUAUCGUUCAAGUGAGCUCGGGCUGCUGUGAGCAGUAUGAGGCCAAAAUCCACCUUCUCUCCGACCAGGAGUGGAAGGAGGAGCUGAAGAACCUGACAACUCUCCUGCACAGGACGGAGGGGCCGGGCGGAGAAGAGGAGGAUGCGUGGGACAGGGGCGAUGCAGCGGAGGAAGCUGUUUGGAAGCUGCAAAUGUUUUAUGGAAACGGAGCAGAAGGAAAGAGCUAUGAGGAGUUAUUAAGGGCCAAGCCCAGAGGAAAGAUUCCCACCUCCAGAGUCAUCUCCCUCAAGGCAGAAGAGGCAGGGGAGCUGUCUGUCAAGCUGGACCCCUACAUCCGGACCCAGAGGAGAGACUGGGAUGGAGGAUCCGCUGAGACACACAUCUGGCCCUUGAUCAAACUGGUGGAAGUGACCCUUCCCAAGUCAGAGCUGAUUCCAGAAGGGGUUGUGCUGGUGGACAUUCCAGGCACAGGCGACUUCAAUAGCAAGAGGGAUGAGAUGUGGAAAAAGACCAUCGAUAAGUGCUCCGUGAUCUGGGUGAUCAGUGACAUCGAAAGGAUUUCUGGAGGGAGAGCCCACGAGGACCUUCUGAAUGAGAGCAUGAAGGCCUGCCAAAGAGGGUUCUGCAGGGACCUGGCCCUGGUGGUCACCAAGAGCGACAAGCUCCACCUGCCGGAAUAUCUGAGGGAAAGAAAAGUGGGAAAUGAAGCUAUUCAAAGUCAGCGAGAAGCUGUUUUAGAAAGAAAUGAAAUGAUAAAGCUACAGAGGAAUAAAAUUCUCAAGGAUAAACUCAAGAGAAAACUGCCAGCUGACUCCAGGGUUCUGGAAGCCUCCGAGUUGGUGUACACGGUCAGCGCCCAGGAGUACUGGCAGCAGGCUGUCCUCACCGAGGAGGAAACUGAAAUCCCCAAGCUAAGAGAGUAUAUCAGGAGAAGGCUCUUGGAUAAGAAGAAGAGGACGGUGACCAAGUACGUCACUGAAGCUUUUGGCCUGUUGCUCCUCACAGACAGUUUCAGCUGCACAGACCACGUGCAGAAUGAACACUUGCACAUGAGUGGCCUGCGGAGAUUUGUGGAAGAGAAGAUACAGUUGCUGGAGAAGGCCAUUGACCAGUGUUUUGCCCACAUAGCGCGGCCCCUGCAAGAAGGAAUCUGGAACGCCAGGAGUUCCUACCGACGCAUCCUUGGGGCAUGCCUGGUGAGGAGUAGAGGAAACCAGGGCUUUCACCAGACUCUGAAAGCGGUUUGCCUGAAAAAUGGCAUCUAUGCCUCCAGGACUCUUGCGAGAAUUGAUCUGAAUGAAGCCAUCACACAGCCCAUCUACGAACAGAUUGAUCCCAUUUUUGGGCGCAUUUUUAGUAGGUCUGGGAAGCCCACUGAUGGUUCAGCUCUGAUCCCCCACAUAGAUGCUUUUAAGCUCUCUCUGCAGGAGAAGAUGACUGAAAUUGGGAUAAGAAAUGGCUGGAAAUAUGACAGCUAUAAAAAGAGUUUCCUGAUCCAGGAGAUAAGUGCCAUCCUGGGAGACCUGGAGGAACACAUCCUCAGAAAGAAGAGGAAGAUUUAUGAGUCUCUCACCACCUCUGUUCAGAACGACCUGAAGCCCUGUUAUGAAGAGGCCGCACAGAUCACGGGCAAAAAAGCAUGUGAAAGAAUGAAAGAUGUCCUCAGAAGAGGGGUGGACCGGCAGGUGGCCGAGGGCAUGUUUGAACGGGCGCAAGAAAGGAUGCAGCACCAGUUCCAGCAGCUGAAGAAUGGAAUCACGGAGAAGGUGAAGGGCAGUAUCGCUACCAUGCUGACCCUGGCUUCGUCCCCAGGGGAUGGGCUCUACAAGGAGCUUGCAGAUGUCAAAAGUGAAUACAAGGAGAUGGAGAAGCUGCACAGAAGCCUGAGAGAGGUUGCUGAGAAUGCAGUGCUGCGGAGGGGCAUGCAAAACUUCCUUCUGAGAAUGUCCCCCAGCAAAGCUGGCCCCCCGAAAACAUAAGAUUUAAUUCUUGGGGCUUAGCCCCAAGGGGAUGGAAUACCAGCCUAGAGACAAUCAGAUUUACUUGUGUUGGUUAAAAGCUAAUAAAGAACAUCACCCAACUUUGGGAACUUUAUAGGCAAUAGAAAAUCCA
This is a messenger RNA of Bubalus bubalis (water buffalo), 2813 nucleotides long. RefSeq names its product nuclear GTPase, germinal center associated (gene NUGGC). Bases 290 to 2680 code for a protein of 796 amino acids. Gene Ontology annotation, molecular function: GTPase activity. NCBI's taxonomy places the organism in Eukaryota, Metazoa, Chordata, Mammalia, Artiodactyla, Bovidae. The transcript is spliced from 20 exons. The record is from RefSeq and is a predicted model, not a curated record.